Pestalotiopsis fici W106-1 is the source of this 1767-nucleotide messenger RNA. RefSeq lists its product as uncharacterized. NCBI's taxonomy places the organism in Eukaryota, Fungi, Ascomycota, Sordariomycetes, Amphisphaeriales, Sporocadaceae. Bases 1 to 1767 code for a protein of 588 amino acids. Gene Ontology annotation, biological process: transcription by RNA polymerase I. The transcript has 3 exons. The record is from RefSeq and is a predicted model, not a curated record.
AUGGCUCCUAGCAAGUCUCUUGGCUCACUGAGCGCAAUGCGCGACGCCAUUCAGAAGAAGACUGCCGCCAAGGCUUCUUCACUGGCAGGCGCCGCGAGCUCCCUCAAGAGCGCCGCCCCCGUCGACGAUUCGAGCGACUCAAACAGCUCAGGCAGUAGCGAUAGCGACAGCGACAGCGGCAGUGACUCUGACAGCGGUAUCGAGGAAGCAAAGAAGAAGCUUGACGCCAAGAAUGCUGCCAAGAAGGCUGCUGCCACCAAAACCCAGCCGCCCGCUGCCACAGCUACCAAUCUCAAGAAGACUAGCACCAAGAAGCCUGCUGCCGAUACCAGCUCCUCCGACGAUUCCACCUCUGACUCUGACUCUGGUUCCGACUCGGACAAAGAUACAAAACCUACCAAGAAGGCUGAAAAGCCUAGUUCGGCAAAGAAGUCCACCACCGUAAAGAAAGCUGCUAGUGACAGCAGCACCAGCAGCAGUGGAAGCGAUAGCGACAGCGACAGUGACAGCGACUCUGAUGCUGGCGCCAAGGUUCAAUCAAUUGCCAGCGCAGUUGCCACAAAGGCAGCACAUGCCAAUACUGCUUUGCCAAUUCGCAACUCCCCUAAGAAUGAAGAUGCAGAUGAGGACAGCAGCAGCGAUUCGGAGUCAGAAAGUGAAUCUGAUGCAAAGGCCGUUACUAGAGUCAACGGCACUUCGGACAACACUGAACUUGCUAAGCCAGAGUGGCUCACCAAGUCCGACUUUAUGCUUCGAAAGGCCUCUACCGACAAUCCUGGCAAGGAAGUCUCUGAAUUCCUGAGCAAGUCUAGCCUCGAGGGCAAGCAGGUCUGGUACUUUACUGCGCCUGCUUCAUUGCCCAUCACCGUCAUCAAGGACAUGGAGAUCGACUUGGCAAAGGCUCAGUCUGGUGGCGCUAUCCUGAACCACAAGGGCGAUUCUUACGGUCUGGAUCUCGAGCCGUACACAACUAGCAGUCAAAUUCAGCUCCUGAUUCCUUCAAAGGGUGGUGAAAAGUAUAACACACUGAACCGGGGUAUUGAUUCUACUGUCCAUCUUCGCCGCAUCGCCGAGUUUGGUGGCUCCAGCAAAGUCAGCUCGACUGCCACCGACCAGUAUGUGCGAAAGCCAAAGCCUGUGCGCCAGCAGCCAGAGAAUCUGAAGGCUCGCUUUACCCCAAUCGGCGUGCCUACAAAGAAGCCCACUCCUUUCCAAGCCACCAAGAGCAAGCAAGUCUCGGAUUCAAGCUCUUCAUCUGAUAGCGACUCUGAUGUCGAAAUGGCUGAUGCUUCCGCACUACCUCCUUCUGUUCUUUCCAAGAAGACUGAAGCUGCUGGCACAAACGGCAAAUCGAAGAGGAAGCAGCCUUCAGACUCUUCAAGCUCAGGAAGCGAUUCCAGCUCGAGCGAGUCCGAUGAGGAGCCUUCGCCGCCAAAGAAGAAGUCCAAGGCAACGGACAAGGCUGCGAAGCGCGCAAAAGUUAGUCCUGUCAAGGAACUAGUGAAGCCUACAACCAAUUCUCCCGCGCCAGCCGUUCAGGCAGAGAACAUUGACGUCCCCAGUUCGCUGGGCAAGAAGUCCAAGACCAAGUCGACUCCUAUUCCGCCGCCCACUGUUGGACGCACAUUGGCAGACACUCAUGCUACUCCCUCCAAAACCCCGGCAUCCACAAAAUCUAAGAAGGACAAGAAGUCAAAGGCUGAUGAUACGCCUAAGGCGCUCACCCAGACUCCGAUUCCUCCCCCUUCUUACGGAAUUGGCAACUAG